AUGAUGUCUUUACUUGUUCAACUUAUCCCAGUUUUGGCUUUCUACCUCAGUCUUAACUUGUCAUGCACCGCUGGUCGUGAGUAUACCUGGAAUGUCCUUAUUAAAAUAAUUAAGUAACGAACAAGUUUGAGUAGUGAAAAGCUGGCUGCGAAAUAGAAGCAAGAUAGAAACCUUAAUCCUUUUUAAGCAGGAAGCUGCUGGGGAGUAGAAAUAGACUAGAGGAUAUGGUUGCCAAAAAAACAAGUCAGAAAAAAACAAACAAAAGAAAAAACCUUCCCCAUGAAGCGAUAAAAGGAAUUCACAAAUCUAGAGCAAACUUAAUGAUACCCACAGAUAGCUUCAUAAUUUCACUUCAAAAUGCAUGAAUAUGAUAGACAGAGUAACGUUACUUUUUAUCCUUGAUGGCGUCUCAUGAGCUCAGCCUCACAUCGUAAGCCUAUCCUCAUUACACACGUGAGUUGACAAUAAGUAAGUCUUACUACGGAUCGCUGACCUAAGGGAAUUAUUGAACCCUUGUUAAGUUUCCUCGCGCAACUGACAUUGUUCUUUCACGGGGUUUCCCCCUCCCCUCUUUUCUUAAGCGGAGUGGCACUUGAGUAAAUGGUCAAUCAUUUUAUCCGCUCGUGCCAAGUAAAAAUGAUCAACUAAAAAGAUCUAUCUCAACUCAAGACAACUUGAAAAAUGGCGAUCUUAUAGUUGUUGUGACUAUCUUUAAUUAUUCGUGACUUUUCAGCGUCGUUUACGAAGGAACCUCAAUCCUUAUUAUUGGCAAGUUUGGGCUCUAACGUCACUUUUCGCUGGGAUUUUACCUAUGGUAAAAUGGGUUACUUGAAGAACUCUACGUGGGUCAUUUGGGGAAAGGUAGAUAAAUACCGUUACUUUGAGGACAAAUUCAUAACAGUUACACCGCCAAGAACUUGGGCGGCGAACACACAAGUUUCCUCAUCCAUUACCUCCAGGCUUCAUUGGAGUGGAAAUUUCAAUCAAAACGGAAGUGUACAACUGUUUACUUUACGAAAUGUGGGCAAAUCAGACGAAAUUGAUUAUGCUUGCAAGGUGAUUAUGGAUGGUACUAGUAAGACGAGUGCCUCAGUAAAACUCCUCAUUCGGGGUAAGUAAACUGACUUAAUUUUUAACUAGACAUUUUGGUUCUUGUAAUUGAAUGAUUCUCAACUGUGGUCCUUGAAACCAAAAGCAAAGGAUCUGAAUGUUUGAAAAUCAAACUUCAACAAAUCUUUAAAUAAGAAAUGUCAAUAGAGCAGGUAUGUCCCUACGAGCUGCUAUGUUUGAGCUCCCCCUCCCUCUUUAUAGAUGUUUGACCACUUUUGUCGAAAGUUAAUCAUUGAGGGAGUGAAAUAACGUCAAACCAACACUUGCACCUCAGUCUGCAAGCCAUUAUUUGUGAAUUUUCAUCUCUCGUUUUUGAAUGGGUGUUGAUCACCUUUUGGUUGUAAUUUACCGGUCGUUCAAACUCAACAACGAGACGGGCUUAUGUCAAUCACUUCAUGCAUUAUCUAUCGUGGAAUAGUGGCGAGCAGUGUAGCAAAUCGGAUUGCAGCUUUUUUUGUGAUAGAACGCUGGUGGAUUUAUCAGUUAUUUAAACUAAUAUGUUAUACCCUUAAAUUCCUCAUCAGUUCCACCAAAAAUAAUUACAAAACCAAACGCGACAGUCGAUGUGGAAGAUGGGGAGAGGGUCAACUUGGAGUGUGACGCAACAGGUGAUCCACCUCUCUCCAUCACAUGGAAAAACAAUGGUAAAGUAUUAAAGCGUGGAAAUACAAGUACAGUUUUACAGAUUCCUAACGUUCAACUGAAAGAUGCUGGCACCUACACCUGCAAUGCAACAAACAAAGUUGGAUCUGAUUUUCAUCGAGUUAAAAUGCGAGUUAUACGAUGUAAGUAAAUGAAGAUCUCUGUUGUUUAAAAUUGAUUUCCUUCGUUAUUCAGUUUCAGUUACUGUGGUGCCUUCUAAGAGGGUUACAUCUCCUUCAGUGGACACCUCCAUCAUGUUCAAAGGACAAUGCUCCAAUAACUUUUGCCUUCACUGAAGGACACCCCUCGAAAGAGGAACUCUUUUCUUUAUUGCCUGAGUGUUUCGCUUGAAUGCAAUUUUUACUAGGGUUAUUUUCUUUAAUACUUUUUAUCGAUGUAUGAAUAAUAAUAAAUAUCCAGGAUGUCAACUUAAGCCAACGUUUACAUGUAAAGUUUACAUAUUUUUUAGAUAAGGGAUUUGCUUAAAACUUGUUGACAUUUAUGAACGACACAAAAAAAAAACACCCUUAUUAGCUUACAAGAAUUAAAUAGCAAUCAUACCAGUAUGGUCAGGAUUCAUUUAGACUUACCAUGAGCUAAUUACCUGUACUCAUUGCCUCAAAAUAAAACCCAACAUAGUUUCCUUUCGAUGGUUUCUUUGAAAGUUCUUCUCUUUACCAAUAUGCAGAUAGACCUCACAUCAACAAAACAGCUUCAACAAGUCCUUCUAUAAAAUCAUGGCUCAAUCACAAUACAACCCUACAUUGUGCAUUUUAUGCCAAUCCUGCGGCGAAAUUUGCGUGGAUUAAAAAUGGCCGACAGAUCUUAAACGGAGUACAUUCGACGCAUGAUGGUAGCACGCUGACGCUGAUACCGAAAACUGUGGGCGACUUCGGUUUGUACACGUGUAAUGCAUCAAACAGCAAAGGACCUGCGUGGUAUAACAUCACAGUGGAACAACUUUGUAAGUACAAAAUAACUCCAACUCCGUUUUGAUGUUUUCCAUUCCGUGCGCUUUUGCAGUAUUUACUUAAAACCCUGAUCGUGUUUUUGGAGGUAUACUCAGAUAAAACGUAACUCAGUGGCACUGAAAUUGUCUUGUUUCAGGUGACAUAGCUCACGGGUCCGGAAACUCUUCAAAUUAUCAGACUUUUGACAAAAAUGGAUGCCCAAAGAUAGCAGAGUUACUAAAGUUGUGUUUUUCAAACUCAAUACCCAAAGAUCAAUGUCCUUAAAACUACUUUUCUUGCCUAUUAAGAUGAAGCUUAAGCUCUAAUAAUAACAGAUAAAAAAACUAAUAUUUUUCAACACUGUAACAGUGUUGCUUGAUUAAAGAGGCCCAAAGGGGAAUUAACUGAAACGAUAAUUAAUAUUUAUUCCCUCUUGCCCUUUGAAAAAAGCAUUUAAUAAAACUAAGAAGUAAUUUUAGCAAGGGUCCUAAAAGCAUGUUCGGGUCUGGGCUAAAUCUUGCUCACUAUGGUAUGAACGAUAUCAAUGAAACACUGUUAACCUGUGCAAUAUUUCAGAUCCACCUGGCCCUCCUGUGGUACAUAACAUUUCGCGGAACGUGUUGGAAUUCAACGUCACGUGGAACAAAUCGAUUGAAAAUGGAGGCAGUGUCAUACUGGACUUUAUGAUAACAUUACUGCAUGCAAAUGGAAGUAUGGUGAGGCGACAGAACGCAAUUAAAGAAACCUCAUUCCACCUCAAACAUCUGAGGCAAAACAGAACAUACAUAAUCAUAUUACAAGCAAGAAACAUCGUUGGUUAUGGAGAGUCAAAAAAUAUCACAGUUACAACGCUUGAAGCAGGUGAAAACUAGUUACUUAUUGCCAGAAGAUUUUAGCCAAUGUGUUCAGUCAGUCAGUCAGACAGACAGACAGAGAGGAAAACAGGGAUGUGGGAGAUAUAAGCCACUUUUUCAGCAAGUCAGAGUGUGUAUCUACCGCUCUGUUUUUCUGUCGGAGAGUCAGAUGAUAAAUCAGCCACUCUAUCGGAUCGUCAGUCGAUCAGUCAGUCGGUCAGUCAGUCCAUCGUCUGAGCAGUGAAACAAUUAGUCAGUCAUCCAUAUGAUAAGGUCAGGAGGUUAGGAUGAUCAGACCAUCCCCUAUGCAUAAAAACAGUUGGCUGGUUUGUCUGACGGUCGGCCAUUCAGAAAGGCAUGAAAAGGGGGAAGUGACAGUUAUUCCAAGCCAAAGAGAACGACCGUGAUUCACUAUUCAUCUAGUACGCGAAUAACGAAACUAAACAAAUGUUUUCUUCAUAGACUUACCUAGUCCACCAGUCAUAAAAGCUGCCAGUUCAGGAGCGCUCUCUUUGAACAUAUCUUGGUACUCCCCAAAUGAAGACAACAACAUCGAGGUAUUGGACUACAGAAUAAAGGUCCUGGAUGGCAUCACCAAAAAAUCAAUUAAGCAAUAUGAAAGUAUCCCAACAACGUCAUUAAUUAUUAAGAAUCUGAAGAAAAACAGUUCAUACGUGGUUGAGAUUCAGGGAAGGAAUGAGGUCGGUUACGGAAAGACAGCUAAAAUCAGUGGGACCACUCUUCCUCAAGGUAACCAUCGAGUUGCUUCGAUUCAAUAAUGUAACUCUCACCUUAAAUUUUAAGUCUUCUGAUUGGUUUCAGCAAUUGCUUGAAAUUGAGAAAAAUUUUGGUGAGGUUUUAAAUUUGUCUCAAAUCUUUAACCCAUGUUCUGGGCCAUUACUAACAUAUUUGGCAACGAAAAACAAGGGGAAUCAUUCAAUUUUCAUUUAAUACAAACCAGGUUUUAUGUUACACUGCGGGAAAGUUUUGACCACCUAUCGCUCUUGUUUUAAUAUCUUUGUGAAGAACUUGUGAUAAAGGCUAAGAAUUUGGCCGGAAUGGGGUGACAUCAUAAUUUAGACUCAAGAAGUUUUCAAAUUUGAACUCUUUCGGUAUCCUUAAAAUACCUGACAGGGGCAUUUUACAAGACUUCACUUUUAACAUUUUUUCCCCCUCUCUCUGUUAUAGGACCUCCUGAUUCACCUUCAAUAUCAAACCUUACCGUUCAUGGAAAUAACUGCUCAUUGCAAUGGACGGAGCCAUACAAUGGAAAAAGCCCAAUCACGAUGUAUACUAUACAUGUCUGGAAAAUCAAAGUUCAUUUGAAUGGUUCACUUUGCUGGAUAAAAUUCAAAACCUGUAAUACCACAAAGACACUUUCUCUCAUGCUCAACCUUGAAUGGAAUCAAAAUUAUACAGUUGCAGUUUCAGCGUGGAACAAAUACGGUAAAGGCUCCUCAUCGAUAAAAGAACGUUGUGAGAUUGGACGAGGUCUUCAAGGUAGCGACUGUCUUUUGUUGUUAUAUGAUCAGUUCUGUGUCAAACUGAGUAGACACGCUGUAUUUUAACGCAAGAAAUAUCAAAUAAUCUCAUCUCUCGAACUCAUUGAAAAAUCCAUUAGAGCAUAUUAAAUGACCACAAAAUAGGGGUCUAAAAAUCUGAUCUUUUUAUCCAAGGGUUUUCUCAAACAAAUUUUUAAACCAUCUAAAAUCAACUAAAUUGAAAUCAAUUUUCAUCCGUUUUCUCCUAUAUUUAAACAAAGACAAAAUUUUAAACUGGCUAUGAACGUAGUCACUAAUACAACAAUGACGUUGUACUUUAAAGUGGAUGUUUUGUUUUAUUUUUCGGUUUUUGGAGACACUGAAAAACUCUCCUGUUUAUAUAGCAGCGUCCUCAUUGCCACCUCAUGUGUACCUUUCUUAGAGUAAGUUUAUGUAGAGUUCAAUUAGUAACAUUUUAUUUCUGUGUUUUUCAAAUUUAUGUAGUAAUACGCUCAACUACUGUAACGAGGACUACUAAUGCUCCUACUGCCAUUCACACACAAGGUAAGUGUCCUGUCUCACCUAAAAAGAAAAGCUUUAGAAUUAAUCAUCUUGCCAACGAGCAACAUUCCAAAGAAUUUGUGUUGUUUAUGAUAAGCCUUUUGCGCUGCUUCUACCGAGUCUAUUUUUUUCUUAUUGCAGUACUACAAAUUCAUCCGGCCUUCUUCUUUACUAUACAGUUAUGUUUCUGUGUUUGCCUUGUAAGAAGAGACUCUUUUUAAAGUGAGUCUUAGUCAGUGUCUUUUCUGAUAGAGGGAAUUUAAUGGUUUUAGAUACAGAGGCAACGUCCCUUGAGGGUACAAGAGGGGCUUCAACCAUGGCUUCUACAACUGAGUCAGACAGUAAGUAAUUGGUAAUAUUUCCCUUUCGACUCUAUCUGUAGUUAAUGGAAGUUACAUGAUUGUCAACUUGAGAACCUUUGAUGGGAAUACUUUGUGAAAGUUUUCAAAUUUGUUGCAUUUUUUUAAACAGAAACUAUGGAAACCAGUAACACUGCGGUUGAAGGCAGUCCAAUCAAGUUUGAUCACCUCCUUCUGAUAUGGAUUGCAAUAUUGGCACUGAUAGUAGCAUGCCUUGUAUUCCUGCUUUGGAAAGCCACACAAAAGAGUAAGAUAUUGUAUAGAUAAGGGAAACGUAUAGUUAUAAAAACUUUGACAAAGCCUUGUCUUGCGGGAACGUAUUUGUGAAAAAGAGUUGGUGUACUAGUGAAAGUGGCAUUUUCCCACCAAUGUGGCGACGGGUCCGAACCACAUCUCAUGUGCGCUGAGAUUUUUCUUGAUUUUUGAUGAUUCUCCAAUAGUUUUCAAGGGUCCAUCUACAAACUCAGUUCUUCAAAUUUCUACUAGUCCUGGAAUAAAUUGAAGCAGAAUUUCCUCUUUAUUUAUCUCUGAAAAACAAGAAACAUCAAAAUAUUUUGUACACUGCAAUCUUCACUUGUUCUUAAAAGACGUUGUUAAAAUAUCAAAGAUGGCCGUACUGAAACCCAUUAUGUAUUUAAAGGAAGAGAGAAUUGUUCAUAAAGGGCCGAACUGUUUGGUUUUAAGUAAUGGAGACCCGUUGACGUAUGCUCUGUCUCUUACUGAAUCGAGAAGAGGUGUGAGUUAACUUUUUUAUGUCAGAAAGUUAGUAGCAACAGGGCGAUGGGGUUUAAGCCACUCCAUGCAAGUAGUCGAAAGUUCAUGCAUUUUCUUCUACUUUCUUUCCCUUUGUUAGUAAGAAAAUGCAGAUAUCAAAGAAAAACAGACCAUCUCACGUAAGUUCUUUAUUGUUUACAUACUCUUCGUUGAGCUUUCAUUAGCUUCAAAGCUAAAGCAUCACAAUGGAAAUACAGACGCAUUGCAGUAUUCUUGGUCACAAAAUGUUCAUCUUAAGGAGAAAAUAGUUGAAAAUGUGAUCCAACCAAAUUUGCGUAGCUUGCAUAGCAUAAAGGAAUAGAUUAGGGAAAUGACCAGUGACAAUAGCAGCACACUGUAAUCCGGAUUUAAGGGCUGAUUUCGAGUCCUAGCCAAGUCAUUGCGUUACAUCUUUCUACCUAAGUGUGUUUAUGGGUACAAGUAAACCUUAUGAAUUGCUGGGUCUUAAUUGCAAUGGUGUAUUUUUGUAAUACUAUAACUUAAUGUUUGCUAAAUUUACAGGGAGAGGGAAUUGGGCAAUGCCUCUUCAAUAUCUACAGCGGAAGAACCGAAAGAACUGACGGUAAAUAUUGCUUUUAUAAUACCAAAGGGGUUACUAAAGAGCCCCCUUAGAGAUUAUUUUAUGGAGUAAGGGCGCAUAAGUACCUAUCUAGGUAAGUUAGCAGUAAGUAAGAAGAUAACUAGAGUUAAAAUAUAUGCUCUGGAACCUUAUGAAAAUAAAACUGUAUAAAAAGAGACAUAAUUUUUUAGCUAUCUUCAUUCUUAUUUUGCGUACCAAAAUUAUAAAUGGAUAGAUCAUCUUAAAAUAUUUAAAGAGUUGGUUCUGUAUGAGAUGGUCAGGUAAACAUCGCAGUUCGGAGAAAUAAAAUAUACCAAUUUGAAUAUCGAAAGAUCUGUAGCUGGAGGUUGUUUUCAGGUCUCAAGGGAAAUCUUUUUACGCAUGGCCUUAUUAUAAUGAUGAUGACGGGGGAGAACCGUAAUCAAGUCGCACCUACUCUCGCCUUAGUCGACUUUCCCCUCGCAAAAGUUGACUUGCCCCCUCGGAGAUGGACUUUCCCCUCAGUCAGUGUAGACUUCUCCCUCGGCAUGAUAACGGUGAUGAUGAAGAUAAUGAUGAUAUCCAUUGCAGGUUCAAAACCAGUAUGAGAGCAUAGAAAUUUUAGAGGUACAUUAUAACGCUGGAUAUUCCUCAGAAGAGUCGAAAAACGUUGAAGAGAGUGCACCCGUGACUCAUCACUAUCAUGUCCCAGGAGGUCCUUCAGAAUAUAACCAUUUGCACGAAACAUCUGGUUCUCCUCGAUCGAAAAAAUCCAAAAAUGGAAGAAACAAACAGAGACAAGAAAUUGGGGAAUAUUCGCAUCUUUCUCGAGGUGAAUCACCAGUCAAAGAGCGUAACCGGCCACAUUUACCUAAUGUAACAUUUCUUGUUUCUCCGCGGCGUCACUGGGAAAUCUCAAGGGACAGAAUAAGGAUUGAAUCUACCAUCGGUCGUGGAGAGUUUGGACUUGUUAAGAUGGGUCAUGCUUUGGAUGUUACCAAUGACGGAGGAUGGAGCGUCGUCGCAAUAAAAACAUUGAAAGGUAAGAGAAAGAGUCAUUCAAGUGCAUAUAUUAUUUCUGGUUAUCUAUUCUGGCUGUUGCGCUCUGAACUCUGAAUCCACGGGCCCUGGCUCGAGACCUUACCGGCUGAUUGUGCUUUGUUGUUCAACAAACUUGUUUAUCGCAGUCCCUCGCUCCAAUCAGGUUUGGUAACACUAACCAGCAACCGGCAGAAAGUUCUGGAGUUAAAAUGACACAAUUUAACAGGCUGUCCAGGAGUAGUAAAGAUACAUUUAGUUGCUUGAAGCAGGGAAAGCCAUUUUCAUUGGGUAUAUGAGUAAAGAACCCUUCAACCUGUGAGAUUAAACCCCCAACGGUUGACCCACACCACGGUAUAACGAAGGUUACUUAUCUUUGCUCUAAAUUGAUCGAUGGGUCUUUAUUUAUUAAUUCAUUUUGCCAGACAAUGCAAGUGAAUCACAUCUCAAAGACUUGCUAUCUGAACUCAAGGUCAUGAGAGAACUCUCGCCACAUAAACACGUGGUACAACUUCUCGCUUGCAUUACAAAAUCAGGUGAGGAAAUCAUCACUCAUUAACUGUUUACACCAUAACAUAUUCUUCACAUUGUUCUCAGCACACAUGUUAAGGUGUUGACAAGGAUAAUUUCUUAAAAAUCAAGAGUUUAUUUUGUGAUCGUGACCUUAAUGUGUGACUCAGGGGUCAUACUGUAGGGAGAAAUUAGAUGCUUGGUCACCAACUUUUGCUGAGUGAAAGCAGGCAAACUGUAAGAAACGCUUGAAAACGCGAGACAAAAUAAUGAUGGGUUGUUUUGAAUCUGAUUGGUUGGGAAAAUAGUGCAUGUUUCCUGGACUAAUUCUAGAGCGAAGUUAAGCAAAAUCAAAGCAACCAUGGAUUACUUUCUACACUCCAUUGACAACUGUUCCGUGAAAUGCUUAUCACACAUGACUUUGGAGUAUUCGUUAGCUCACCAACAAGAGCUCUAAAACUCAGUGGUUGAGCAUCAAGGGGUAGAAUUGGAACUCGCUGGUGUUCGAAUCUUCCUAAGGUUAAGAUUUCUCCUUAUUCCUCACCUUUAACAAGGGUUUGAAAUACUUCUUAUUGUUUGAUUAUCAGAGCCUCUGUGCGUGAUCACAGAAUUUGCACCUUACGGAGACUUACUGGGCUUCUUGAGGAAGAAACGAGGCUUCAAAGACGAUUACUACAAUAUACAGCAGCUUCCUAACGUACGACUUACCUCACGACAGCUUAUGACGUUUGCGUGGCAGAUUGCUGAUGGAAUGGCGCAUCUUAGCGCAGCGAAGGUAACUAACUGGCUCAUUAUGGUAGCAGAUAUAAAAUGGUUCCACUAGCCUGGUAGCUCACCACUUUCUGCAUCUCAUGUAACAUGAAGCAGCCCUCCUCCCAACUAUUUUUUUAGUUUACCCGAGGAUCUUGCUGGUAACUUUUUUUGAAAUCCUUUCAAUUGUAAAAUCUGAGGUUUUCUUCCGAUUCAGAGAUUCUCUCUACUACCGACUGAAAUUGAACUCUAGCUGUGAAAUUGGAUAUAGAAACUGUGAGAUUGUAAAAAGGAUGUGAAGGGAAAGGCAGACACUUAUAAGCGGAGUAGGAAACAAUUACACUUGAGGCUUUUGCUACUGAUCAAGGUCUCUUGCCCAAGAGGAGAACGAAAUGAACCAGCUGAGGCUUGCAGCCGUCCCCUUUCGACCCGGAUCCCUGCCAACUGACUACCCGCCUUGCCUUAUUGACCGAGUUUAUCAAAUAACCUACAAAGCCUAGUGUCAUUUACAGCUAGUAUACUUCUUCACACUUUUAGAUUAUUCAUCGUGACCUAGCAGCUAGGAAUGUCCUGUUGGGAGAGAAUUUGACGUGUAAAGUUACAGACUUUGGGAUGGCGCGAAACAUCCAUGAAAGGGGCAUGUACCAAAAAAGUUCUGAGGUAAGUAAUAUGCGUAGGCGUGAAGUCUAAUGUUUCAUUUAUAGCAUUCAAGAGAUCUCAUUUAAACAAGAGUGAUAUGGAUCGUGCUUGUUUCAUUUAUCACAAGUAGCGUUCAUGAGAAUAUAAGACCUUAACACCAAAUUAGAAUAGCCAGAUUAUUAUUUCUUGAUGUCGUCCACAAUCCUUUUUCAGGGACGCCUACCAGUGAAAUGGACAGCUUUGGAGGCGUUAGAACAUGGACAAUAUACAACAAAAAGCGACGUGUGAGUUUUACAUUUUUACGAUUUUUUAGAUUAAAUUGUGAACAAUUGAACAUCACUGUGACCUUUUGGUUUUUCUUUUUACUCCUUUAUCAGAUGGAGCUUUGGGGUGCUUCUCUUUGAAAUAGUCACUAUUGGUAAGAUUAUAUUCAGUUUGAGUUUAGGAAAUUGUUAAAGCACUUUCUUUGCCUUCUACAUCAUUUUUUUUUCUUUUUUUUUUUUUGGAAUCUUUUCUUUUGCUAAAUGAGGUUAAUUCAUUCACUCCCUCACUGAAACACUCAUUUAUUGAUUUUACUGAUUUUUCCAUCCAUCUAUCAAUCCAUUCUUUAAUUUUUCAAGAUUUAACAUUCCAUCCAUCCCUCAACCUAUUCUUCCUUCCGUCCGUCAAUUGACAUAUCCAUUCUUCCAAUCAUCCAUUCAUUCAUCGUUCCACACAUUUAUUCCUCCAUCCAUCCUUCCUUACCUUCAUCCAUCCAACCAUCUAUCCUUCCUUAAAUCCGUCAAUCCCUCCAUCUCCACAUCCAUCCAUCCAUCCAUCCAUCCAUCUAUCCAUUCUUCACUCCCUCAAUCCUUCCGUCCAUCCUUCCAUCCUUCCAUCCAUCCAUCCAUCCACUUAUCCAUUCAUCCUUCAAUCCUUCAUCCUUCCAUCGAUCCAUCCUUCUUUUCAUCCCUCCAUCUAUCCUUCCAUACAUUCAUCCAUUCAUUCCGAAAUCCGUCAAUCCUUCCAUUCAUCAAUCCAUCCAUCCAUCCAUCCAUCCAUCUAUCUAUCCAUCCAUCCUCCUUCCAUCCACUUAUGCUUCCUUCCAUUCAUCCGUCCAUCCAUCCAUCCAAUCCAUCUAUCCAUCCAUCCAUCCAUCCAUCCAUCCAUCCAUCUAUCCAUCCUUCCAUCCAUCCAUCCAUCCAUCCACCUAUCCAUCCAUCCUCCUUCCAUCUCCUUAUCCAUCCAUCCAUUCUUUAAUCCUUCAACCCUUCCAUCCAUCCAUCCAUCCAUCCAUCUAUCCAUCCAUCCAUCCAUCCAUCCAUCUAUCUAUCCCUCCAUCCUCCUUCCAUCCACUCAUGCUUCCUCCCAUUCAUCCUUCCAUCCAUCCAUCUAUCAAUCCAUCAACCCUUCAGCCCAGCAAUCCAUCCUUCAAUCCUUCAAUCCUUCCAUCCAUCCAUCCAUACUUCCGUCCUUCCUCCCAUCCCCCCUUUCAUCCUCCCAUCCAUACAUCCAUUCAUCCCAUCCAUUCUUCCACCCAUCCAUUCAUUCAUCGUUGCACACACCCAUCCCAUCAUCCAUCCUUCCAUCCAUCACUCCAUCCUUUCAUCUCCCCAUCCAUCCCUCCAUCCAUCUAUCCAUCCAUCCAUUCAUUCUUGCAUUUAUUUAUCCAUUUGUUCAUCCAUUAAUCCUUCCCUCCAUCCAUCCUUCAAUCCUCAAUCCUUCCAUUGAACCAUCCUUCUUUUCAUCCCUCCGUCCUUCCAUCCAUUCGUCCGUCCAUCCAUCCAACUAUCCAUUUAUUUGUCCAUCUAUCCAUUCAAUAAUCAUCCAUUCAUGUUCGCUUGUUGGUCCAUGCAUUUAGUCGUCUAUUUUAAUUUAGUUAAUUUCUUCAUUGAUAAAAUCGAUCAUUCCGUUCAUUUCUCCAUCUGUUUAUUAAUAACUUUUUUAAUACUAAAUGGUGAUAAACGUUUGUUGUUAUCAAUAGGUGGCCGCCCAUAUCCCGGCAUGGACGUGGUAGAGCUGGUGGAGAAAUUACGAAGAGGUUACAGAAUGGAAAAGCCGCAGCAUUUAGACGAAAAAGUGUGAGUAAAAAUCCCUCAAACUGGUCUAAGUGAACUAAGAUAAAUAGGUGUGAUGAAUUUCCUGUUUAUGCUGUGGAUGUUUCUAUUUCAGAUAUGACCUAAUGCUUUCUUGUUGGAAUGAAGAUCCCGAAAAACGAUUGACGUUUUCACAACUUUACAGGGCUCUAAAGCAACUGGAUGGGGAGAUUGAGGUAAACUGUACACAAAAACUCAUAGCGAUUUUUGUUGAUCAUUUCCGGCCCAGCUGACAAAAACGAUUUGCGCAGUUGUAAGCCCGCACCCUAGCUUCAACACAUUUAGCUUGGAUUAUUCAAACACAAUUUUAUACGCGACCCGACGGGUUUCUUCGAUUAAAUCAGACUCUCUUGAAUGUUUUGUGUUGUUUGGUUCCUUUGUUUAAAAUCUGAUUCAUGAAGAAUAAUUCCUUCACUAUUCCAGGACUGCAUCAACCUGACGACAUACAAUGGAAGAGUGUACGAGAACGUUUAAUGCCGCUGAGAUAGAAACUGGCUUUGUUUUAUCACUGAUGCAAGAAAUCGCAGAUCACAAAACUCCUGUUUGAAAUGCAGUCAAUGGUGCUGCCUUGUUAAAUAUUGACAGAACACGAACUCCCCUCUAGAAAAUAAGAAAACCGAGAACAUUACAGUAAAAAAUGUAGUUCAUUGUAACACUGAGGAGAUGAAGAAAAUUAUCCAUGGGAAGGACAUUAAAACAAAAUCAGUACCUUGUAGGCAAAAGUGUUUAUCUUGUCUGGCAUUUAUAAUUUUUUUUCUUGACUGAUAACGAGUCUUGACUUGAGUUCAACUGUAGUAUGCAACCUCAAAAGCGUUUGUUAUAAGAGCAACUUUUAAUUGAGUGUCGAUAAAAAUCUGGGACUGCACAUGUCGUGCCUCAGUACCAUCCACGAUUCUUGUAGGAAACUUUCACCUCCUUCGUAGCCAAUCAGUUGCUUAGCUGAAAGGAAUCACGAACUGCCGCUCCCCGUUUCACUGCGCUUGGGUUGACCGGAGCUAUUUGGGCAGCUUCGCGUAGUAUUUAUCUUUGAUUUGAUUUAUCAUCUCGAUCCCGUUAUUUUUGUUUUUACGACACUCAAUCGGAAACAGCUCUGAAUCAGGCGUUUGAUUCGAUCUGUCUACGAGAUAUCUAAUUUAUAUUAUUUCAAUUUCCAAGAAAUUUGUACUCGUCUGUAAAAAAUUAAAUUAAUUUUUUAAACUUGUUUAAGCUUCGAUAGCUUCAAGUGACCUAUAUUUAACACCCUUAGAGUUUCAAUGAACUUUCCUAUCAGAUAUCAUAGGAAGAGCUGGCUGAUAAAAUGUCCGUUAGGAAGUAUAGAUUUAUAUUGAUGAUGAAACCUCGACAAGCGCACAAUGAUAGACCAUUUCACAAAAAUGUACGCCCAACUUAUUCAUAUGGCACAAUAACAAACACUUCUCACUGAUAGAAAUUCUACGGCCUACAGGCUUUCUACUGAAAAUUUUCAAGUCAUUGCUAUUCAAAUGAUCGCUCAAAAUGGCAGUUGAUUUCAAGAUUUUUCUCCAUGGCCAAUGAUUAGUGCAAAAUGUCAAAGUUUUUUCAACCUUAAAAUUUCGUUUAAUAAGAAGGAAACAAUAGCGGGCUGAACAGAAAUUUGUGAAAUCACCAGAAAGAAGGAUUCUUAUUUGGGCGCCAAAGUAAAUUUUCGGCCUAGUCUGGUUUAAAUUUUCAUUUACCAUUUUGAGAAACCUUUCCAAGAUAAUUUUCAAAAAUAGAUAACAUGCAUGCUUGUUAAGUUUGUAUGAAGACCCAUUGAUUUUUUUUCAUUAAAUGCUAUCAGUGAAAGUUUUACUGAGAAUAUGACACACCUAAAAUCACAGCUGUCAACGUUCAAACUUUCCACUUCAAUUGUAGAAAAUACCACUCUAUAAUUUAUUUAUGUUAUUGCACCGUAAGUUUAUAUAGCAUGGAGUUCGUUUUAUUUGUACCUCUUUAUUAUAUUUCAUAUUUUUGGUAUUAACCGUUUUGCAUUCUAUGUUAAUCAUUUUCCUGAAUUAUUUCACUAAUGUAAUUCACUUUAUCAUUUUACAGAUUUAUAGUUUUCUGCUAUCGCGAAAAAAGGUUUUGCUUAUCUUUAUGUACGAGGUAUAAGCUCGUGAGAGACUUACCUUGUUCGAAAUGAAUCUGGAACCUUAUUGCAUUGUUUGGAAUUUACUUGGAAACUUAUUACAUCGUAGAAAAUACCAGUCUUUAUCAUAUUUAUCUUACUAUACUUAAUUUUUAUACAGCAUGAAGUUCUUUUAUUUGUACCCUGUUUGUUCUAUUUCAU
Molecule: messenger RNA, 14568 nt
Organism: Pocillopora meandrina
Lineage: Eukaryota; Metazoa; Cnidaria; Anthozoa; Scleractinia; Pocilloporidae
Source: the annotation of a GenBank genome assembly